Clonostachys rhizophaga is the source of this 939-nucleotide messenger RNA. The record is from the annotation of a GenBank genome assembly. NCBI's taxonomy places the organism in Eukaryota, Fungi, Ascomycota, Sordariomycetes, Hypocreales, Bionectriaceae.
AUGGCGCCAAAUGAGCUUCCCACCUUUGUGUUCAGCGAUUAUGUCAAGUUCUUUGGAGCCGGUGCCCUCGCGGCAACCUCAACGCACGCUGCGGCGACACCAAUUGAUGUCGUCAAGACCCGUAUCCAGGUCGACGAUGCCCUGAAAGGCUACAACAUGGUCCGAGCAGCCCGCCAAAUCGUCUCGAAAGAAGGCGCUUCAGCACUGCUCACGGGCUUCGGGCCAACCGCGAUGGGGUACCUCGCCCAGGGCGGCGCCAAGUUCGCCGGCUACGAGUUCUUCAAGAAGCAGUACAUCUCGCUGGCGGGCGGGAUCGACAAGGCCGUCGACCGCCGAACGGCCGUAUACCUGGGGGCCAGCGCCACGGCCGAGUUCUUCGCCGACAUCCUGCUCUGCCCGCUCGAGGCCACGAGGAUCCGCCUCGUGUCGCAGCGUGGGUACGCGAGCGGCCUGACAACCGGCUUCGCCCGCAUGGCGCGCGAGGAGGGACUGAGGGGGUUCUACUCCGGGUUCGUGCCUCUGCUGUUCAAGCAGGUGCCCUUCGCCGUGGGCCAGUUCUCCGUGCACGAGGCCGUCAACGAGGUGAUAUUCCGCGCCAUGGGCCCGGAGCGAAAGGCCAAGCUCAGCAAGCUCGAGUCUACGGGGGUUGAGCUCACCUCCGGCCUCGCGGCGGGUGCCGCGGCCGCUGUGCUGUCGCAUCCUGCCGACACGCUCCUCUCGGCUAUCAACAAGGGCGCGGGGGAUCCGAAGCAGGGAGCGACGAGUCGCAUGUUCCAGCUUGCGCGGGAGUUUGGGCCCAAGAAGUUGUUAACAUCUGGCCUCGGCCCACGAUUGGUGAUGACAUGUGCACUUGUGUCUGGCCAGUUCGUGAUAUACGCCCAGUGCAAGGCGUUGACAGGCGCCCCUGCGAGCAUCGAGAUACACAAAGAAUCAUCGUAG